Molecule: messenger RNA, 1473 nt
Organism: Didymodactylos carnosus
Lineage: Eukaryota; Metazoa; Rotifera; Eurotatoria; Philodinida; Philodinidae
Source: the annotation of a GenBank genome assembly
AUGUUAAGAAAAGGUUGGAGUUUUGUUAAUAAAUAUUUACAAAAGGAUGAUUUGGAUGUUUAUUUAAAUCAUAACAAAGUAUCAAAAUUUCGAAAGAAAAAUGUGAAAGAUGGUAUUAAAAUUACAUAUCGUUGUUCGUCAUGUAAAAAAUAUUCAGAAUGUAGUUUCCAAGUUCGUGUAUUAUUUAAUUCUCAAAAUGAAAUAAUUGUGUCGACAAGUGAUACACAUAAUCAUAAAAAAAGAGCUGAUACAACUCGUGCUCCAAGUCCUGUUAAAAAACCGUGCACAGAAACAUCUCCAACUUCAAAUAAGUCUAACAAGAGAAUGACGGAUAGUGACUCUUCAAGCGAUUCGGAUGAUACUUCUCGUCGUAUCUUUUUCACACAAGGCUAUCAAUCGAAAAGUUCCAUCAGGCGUACACCUCGCGCGAGUGUCACAGAAUUAAAUAAACGUGCAGCCGGAAUACUUGAUAACAUAUCUAAAGUCAAUAAUCAACAUGCAGAACAAGAAAAGCAGUAUGACUGUGUUGCUGUUGGCUAUACAACAGAUCAUGAACUAAUUAUCAGUGGAAAUGUGAAACAACGUUUUGUGGAUCCAGCAAUAGGUCGAAAGCGAGAUGGAACCAGAUACGGUGAAAUGGGUUUCAGUGGCAGACUCAUUGAUCCGAUUAUUCAAGGACUCGCCGGGCUGAACAAAGACGGUGAUUUUAAAGUUCACAUUAUACAACAGCAACAGAAUCCAAAUGAAGUACCGACACCUGCUAUGAAUGCACGAGAUCAUGCUGAGAUGCAAAUCUUAGCGUAUGCACAACGGCAUGGCAUGAAAAUCGAUAAAAUCGGUGUAAGCAAACCUACAUGUGCAAAAUGCACAGAACAAUUGGAAAGUCAUGAUGUAGCAUUCAAGAAUGAUAGAGAUGGAAAUGACCAUCCAAAAAAUUGGGCUGAACCGAACAAAGUUACAGUUCGACCAUUGCAAACUAUAGAACGACAGCCAGUGCGAGUCAAAUUUGAUACUUAUCAUCAUAAUAUUCCUGAGACAAGACGUGAAGCACCUGCAUCUGUUCUGGAUAUCAUUGAAGACAUCGACAAAGAGCCUUGCGCGCAAGCCGGUACAUUCAAAACAUAUGCGGGCAAAUACAAAAAACCGAGAACGAGAAGAGUUGGAUAUUGCGCUGGUGCCAGCGUUGCAGAAGCAAGUGCCACAGCUGGAAUAUUCGGAGCUAGUGCUUCAGUGUUGUCAUCAUCGGCUCAUGUGGAAGGAGGUACGAAUUAUUCGGCUGGUAUCAAUGCAUCUGUUGCAAGAGCAGAAGCUCACGCUGGUCCUGUACAAGUUGGCGUUGGUUUGAAUUUCAACACAGGUGUAAGCGUCGGCGUGGAUGGUGUGCAUGCAUCUUUUCUCGGAAUGGGAUUUGAUAUUGGUCCCAAACUAUCAAUUCAAACGCCAAUUGCUGAUGUGAGUUGUACCAUCUCAUGA